Molecule: messenger RNA, 2027 nt
Organism: Dreissena polymorpha
Lineage: Eukaryota; Metazoa; Mollusca; Bivalvia; Myida; Dreissenidae
Exons: 3
Coding region: 73-1713 (546 amino acids)
Molecular function (GO): zinc ion binding
Source: RefSeq, a predicted model, not a curated record
UUGAAUGCGCAUUUAAACAGUAGUUGAAUAUGGGAUUUAAUAAGUCUAGGUUUUAAUUGGUAAAUCAGCAACAUGGCUUUUACAUGUAUUGACAUGACAGGAUCUGAUCAUGUUGUAGAAUACAUGUGUUCUUCUUGCGAAGAAGAAGGUAUAUCUCAAGAAGCGGCAAGUUUCUGCAAGCUGUGCUCUAAGUUCUAUUGUUGCCAAUGUGUACUAAUCCAUGGAAAAUUGUUUAAAAAGCAUGAAACGUUUGGACGGGAAGAACUUAACCAAUGGCCUGUUUCGAAAGUAACCCAUGACGUUUUAGAAAAUUGCAGGGAACACAGAAAUGAAAACUUGAAAUUUUAUUGCGAGAACCACUGUGUGAUGUGUUGUAAUUCGUGCGUCGUGUUUAAUCAUAGGCAAUGCGCUUGUGUGGUGCCUAUCGUUGAAUCACAUGAAGAAGAAAUAACAGACGAUUUGCAACAACUUCAAGAAAGGUUUGACACUAUUCUUGAAGAACUGAAUCAGUUGCAGAGCAAUCAAGAAAGCACUAUCCUAGUUUUGCUUGAAUCAUACAAUGAAAGUUUGCAAGAAAUUAAAAAAACGAGACACACAAAUAAUUAUAUUUUAAAUAAACUUGAAAAGGAGACAGUAGAAAAACUGGACGGUAUACUGAACAUUUUAAAUACACCUCUCAGAAAUGACGUUGAAAACGCCAAAAGACUCAGUUCAAACCUGAGAGACCUCGGAAAAGCAAUUCAAGAAAUGAUGACAAAGGGGAAAGAACUUUCAUUCACAGCUUUUAAGAAUUGUAUGGUCAGCAAACUUGAAUGUGAAAAGUAUAUAAACGAUCAUUCUAGAAUAAAGGAAAUUAAAAUUUCUUUUAAAACAAACACAUCGAUUGAGAGUUACUUAUCCCAACGACAGGACCUUGGUAUGAUUCUUUAUAGUAAUCAAGUUAAGGAAAACGAAGAAAUACGUUUUGUAGGCGAGGCUAUGUACCAUGUGAGAAAAAACAAUGAUAAAAAGACUGAAAUCCGAGGAAUGUGUUUCCACGAUGGAUUAGUAUUCAUGACUGAUUAUAACAACAAGAAUGUAAAGAUAUUAGACAAUGACUUCUCUGUGCUGAGUCAAAUUAAUCUGGAUUUUCAUCCAUUUGGUAUAUGCUAUUUUUCGCCUAAUGGUCGAAUAGCCAUAUCCGGGAAAGGCCAAAUUCAGUGUAUGUAUAACCUAAAAGAAAGAAAUCUAACCUUUAACAAACUCAGCUUUCAAUUUCAAUUUCAAUUUUCACAUGAUUGUUGUGGAAUGGCGAUAAGCAACGACGACAUGUACAUCACAUCUGGGUCAGCAUUGUACCACUACACUCUGGAUGGAAAACCAGUGAAGAACUUGUAUGAAGAUUCGGGAGUUUACAAUUGCGCAGUUAACCAAAGUGGCGACAAGAUAUUUGUAACGAACUCUUUGAGCGAGCUACUCACGCUGUCUAGGGACGGUACUAUAUUAUCCAUCUUCACGGAUCGACUCUUACAAAGGCCGACCGCAGUACAUGUAACAGAAAACGGACAAGUGCUGGUAUGUGGGAAAAACAAUAUCAUACAGGUGGACAGUGAAGGGAAGAAAAAGAUUACUGCUCUAGCAAUACCAAAUUUGGACAAUCCAUUGUCAAUGUGCAGCUUAGGGAAGUCCGUCAUUGUUGGAUCGAGUAACAUUCUUGUACUAAAAAUAGAGUAAUGUCAGUGUAUGCUAGUGACACAGUGAAUAUGAUUUUGUGCAUAUCACCUUUCCAAAAUACAAAUUAACUAAGCGAUUAUGUAAGUAAAGUGUUAAUUUUCAGACAAAUCAUUCUUCGAUAUAAUGAAAAAAAAAUAUUAUAUUAUAAUUAUGCCUUUAAGUUUCUCGGAUAACACUUGCCUGGUAAAUCGUCGCUGGUGGUACGGUCAUGAAUUUUGAAAUUGCACGCUUAUAAUAACCAGACAUAAUUCGGAUUGCAAAUAUGUAUUUCUUUUGUAUGGUGCGUUGUUUUUUUCUUUUCACGAAAAGUUGUU